This is a messenger RNA of Dunckerocampus dactyliophorus (ringed pipefish), 3445 nucleotides long. RefSeq names its product calcium/calmodulin-dependent protein kinase (CaM kinase) II delta 2 (gene camk2d2). Gene Ontology annotation, cellular component: neuron projection; cytoplasm. The transcript is spliced from 22 exons. Gene Ontology annotation, biological process: protein phosphorylation. Bases 318 to 1979 code for a protein of 553 amino acids. The record is from RefSeq and is a predicted model, not a curated record. Lineage: Eukaryota; Metazoa; Chordata; Actinopteri; Syngnathiformes; Syngnathidae. Gene Ontology annotation, molecular function: calmodulin binding; ATP binding; calcium/calmodulin-dependent protein kinase activity.
CGGGGGUCGGUGAGCUAGUGCGCGCAAAGAGAAAUCAGCCUCGCCAGCUCACACUCACCACUCACGCAACACCCAAAUGCGCCAAACCAUGCAGCGUCCACGACAAGGCGACGAUUAAUAACUCUGCUAUCACUCGACCUGAGUGGCUUUUUAUUUAUUUAUUUAGUUGCUGCAACAACUAUCCUCCUCCUCAUCCUCCAUCAUAUUUGCAGAUGAGCGCCGUCUGUGCAUGAAAGGCUCGCCUGCAGGUACCACGACAACACCGGACGACUGGUGGCUUUGAGAGAGAAAACACACCCCAGGGCGCCACUUCCACUAUGGCGUUAACGAUCUGCACAAGAUUUACCGACGAAUACCAGCUGUUCGAGGAGCUGGGGAAGGGAGCCUUUUCUGUGGUCAGGCGGUGUGUGAAGAUCUCCUCCGGUCAAGAGUAUGCUGCUAAAAUCAUCAACACUAAGAAGCUCUCUGCCAGAGAUCAUCAAAAGCUGGAGAGAGAGGCCAGGAUUUGCCGUCUACUGAAGCACCCCAAUAUUGUUCGGCUCCAUGACAGCAUAUCAGAGGAGGGGUUCCACUAUUUGGUGUUUGAUCUUGUGACAGGAGGAGAGCUCUUUGAGGACAUCGUGGCCCGCGAGUACUACAGCGAGGCUGAUGCCAGCCAUUGCAUACAGCAGAUCCUGGAGAGUGUUCAUCACUGCCAUGUUAAUGGGAUUGUCCACAGGGACUUGAAGCCUGAGAACCUUCUUUUAGCCAGUAAGCUGAAGGGAGCUGCUGUCAAGUUGGCUGAUUUUGGGCUGGCUAUCGAGGUGCAAGGCGACCAGCAGGCAUGGUUUGGUUUUGCUGGCACCCCGGGGUACUUGUCUCCAGAGGUUUUGAGGAAAGACCCGUAUGGGAAACCAGUGGACAUGUGGGCCUGUGGAGUGAUUUUAUACAUUUUGCUGGUGGGUUACCCACCAUUCUGGGAUGAAGACCAGCACCGCCUUUAUCAACAAAUCAAGGCCGGGGCCUAUGACUUCCCAUCCCCCGAGUGGGAUACCGUAACUCCCGAGGCCAAAGAUCUGAUCAACAAGAUGCUGACCAUCAAUCCCAGUAAACGCAUCACUGCCGCAGAGGCCCUCAAACACCCAUGGAUCUGCCAACGGUCCACUGUAGCUUCCAUGAUGCACAGGCAGGAGACUGUAGAGUGCCUGAAGAAAUUCAAUGCCAGGAGAAAACUCAAGGGGGCCAUAUUGACCACUUUACUGGUCACAAGAAACUUCUCAGCAGCCAAGAGUUUGCUGAACAAGAAGCCCGAUGGCGUUAAGGUCAACAACAAAGCAAACACAGUGACCAGUCCUAAAGACACUGGCCCUGCCCCUGCACUGGAACCACAGACGACUGUGAUCCACAACCCUGUGGAUGGAAACAAGGAAUCCAUUGAGAGUGCCAACACCACCAUCGAAGAUGAGGAUGUUAAAGCCCUUCGUCUGGGCAGCUUAGUGAGUGGUAUCUUGAGCUCUAAGAGCCGUUCCUCACAGAUGUCUGAGUCAAGGCAGACUCCCACCUCCUCAUUUCAAACCUGCACCAAUAACACUAAAGCUCGUAAACAGGAAAUUAUCAAAGUCACCGAGCAGCUGAUUGAGUCAAUCAACAAUGGAGACUUUGAGGCCUACGCGAAGAUUUGCGAUCCGGGUCUGACUUCCUUUGAGCCCGAGGCACUGGGAAACCUGGUGGAAGGGCACGACUUCCACCGCUUUUACUUUGAGAAUGCCCUGUCUAAAGGGAACAAGCCAGUGCACACCAUCCUCUUGAACCCGCACGUGCACCUCAUCGGGGAGAACGCGGCAUGUAUCGCCUACAUUCGCCUGACCCAGUACAUGGAUGGCACCGGCAUGCCCCGCACCAUGCAGUCUGAGGAGACCCGCGUGUGGCACCGCCGCGACGGGAAGUGGCAGAACAUCCACUUCCACCGCUCUGGCUCACCCAGCAUCCCCUCCCAUUAAUGGAAUACGGUGUGGUUUGAAAAGCCAACAACAUCCCAUCCCAUCUGCAAAUGUGAGAGUGGAGCAGUCAAGCCAACCCAUGACUGCUCUCCGACCUUUCACCCUCCUCUAAAGACAUGGCACAGGACACACGCAUUAAUACAUUUUACAGUUAUGGCAUUUAAUCAGUGGACUUCAUUGUUUCAAUAGACCACCAGCAGGUGGCUGCACAAGGUGUUAGGACAUUACGAAAUGAGCAUAUUGGCAACAGUUUUGUUCUUCAGUUGUUGUUUUUUUUUUUGUUUUGUUUUUUUUAAGAUGUUUUGGUAUGCAUUUUAAAUAUAUAUCAAUUAGAAAUCUGCUGCUGUAACCUCUCCCGGAAAGUAGUUCAGUAUUUUUUAUGUGUAUUUAUGUGCGUGUAAUACAAAAACAAAAAACAAUUGGAAGAUCUGAAUGUUCAAAUGGAGCUUGCUUUAGUUCUGGUGAUGUACAUACAUUGUGAUUGUUGAUGAAAACUAAAACAACAACGUCGAAAUUGCUAUUCUUGCUAUCAAAGGAGUUAAGAGUUUAUGUCCAAUUCGAUUUAUGAGCUAUAUUUAUGUUUGCUAUGAGCUAUAAGUCAUACUGUUUGAGUCGUCUGACUUCAACCUAUGAUACUAAUUUAAAUGUAAAGAAAGCAGAGCUUAUACUUUGCAUUGGAAUAUGUUUGCCUUUAUAUCAGUGAUAUAAGAAAUAAGAGAAUGUAGCAUAUAUGUAAUAUAUGAACAUCCAAGAUUAUUGUGUAGUGCAUGGGGGGAAAUAUUGAGUAAGACCAUAUGAAACUAUAAUAUCUUCUGUUUGAGUUGUGAAUCACUGACUUGUUUGUUAAUGUUGUGCACCAGUCCUGUCCCAAAUGUUUCUAAUGUCCUCCAGUGUCAUGGAACUGUUGUAAAAACAAUAAUACAACAAUAAAAUUACAAAAUCAAAGCUGCAUAUCAAAGGGGAAGGGUGGGAAAAUUGAAAAAAAAAAAAAUCCUGGUUGUUGAAGCACCUCUUACGUUUUGUAUAAAAUGUUUAGGAAGUAAGCUCAUUUUUCAUAAUGUUUGUACUUGUAUUGUAUGACUGUACGUAUAGGGUCAUUUUACUCUCAUCAUUUUUUCCAGAGUGUUGCAUUGCCAAUUGCACAGAAGGUGAUGGAGAUAGAGCUGGCACCGUCAAUCGGACGGUCAGCUUGACUAAACUUACAUGAAAGAUUUGGAGGUGUGCUCAAGGCGAGAGGGGUUCUCCUCGCUGGAGACUACUAGCAGUACAACAACGUCUGAGUCUUUAUCAUUUUCACUUGCUUUGUCUCUUUUUCAAACUACAAAAUACAACAACCGUCCUUUUUUUUUGAUGCAACGUAUGAUGUCAAUUCAAUGCACAGCUCCUUAACUAGUGUGCAACAGUGCGGCAAUGGAUGGCUUAUAAUGUUUAAGAACUAAAUAAAUGAGCUAAACUGUGUGAUCAUG